UUAUUAAAGUUACUAGAAGUUCAUUUCCGGAGGAAGGGCAUUUCCGGUCAGAGUUAUAAAACAAAAAAAAACUUAUAUACAGUUCUGUUGCAUGUCGCCGCACCUGCCCCAUUCGGAAAUACCCCAACAAGCUGAAAUCAUAACAUAUCAAAUCAUCAUCAUCAGUUAUACUAAAGGUUUACAAUUCCUUUCCUUUUUACAAGUCUAAACUGUACAGUAUAAACUCAGUUAGUUAGUCAUAUCAUAAAUAAAUCAUGACAUUGUUUCAGAAUUUCAAUACACAUUCAUUAAGAUCUACAAGAGGAUUUAAAUUAAAACAAUCAUCACCAAUUUCUAGUCCUCAGCCCGUAUCUAAUUCUACAUUCUUACCUUCAACACCUUAUCAACAACCAGUAUAUCAAACAGUUAAUUUAAAUGGUGGAGUUCCUGCUCAAUCUGUAUCAUCUCAUAAAGAUAUAAGAAAUUAUGCUGAACAAACUUUAGGAUCAGAUAAUGCAUUAAUUCAAGCGGUUAAAUUACCUCAAGAUGAAGAUAUAAAUGAAUGGUUAGCAAUUCAUGUAGUUGAUUUUUAUAAUCAAAUUAAUAUGUUAUAUGGAGCUAUAACUGAAUUUUGUUCUCCAUUAACUUGUCCAAAAAUGAUGGCAACUGAUGAAUAUGAAUAUUUAUGGCAAGAAACUUCAACUAUUAGUAAUGGAUCAAAUUCAAUACCUCCUAAAAAGCCAGUAUCUUUACCAGCUUGUGAUUAUAUUGAAAAUUUAAUGAAUUGGGUACAAUCAUUUCUUGAUAAUGAUAAUAUAUUUCCUUCAAAAAUUGGAGCUCCAUUCCCUCAACAAUUUCCAAAUUUAGUUAAAACAAUAUUUAAAAGAUUAUUUAGAAUUUAUGCUCAUAUUUAUUGUCAUCAUUUUCAUGAAGUAACUGAAUUAGGUUUACAAAGUCAUCUUAAUACUAGUUUAAAACAUUAUGUUUUAUUUGCUAAUGAAUUUCAAUUAAUAAGUCGAAAAGAUUAUGGACCUCUUGAAGAUUUAGUGGAUACAAUGUUAAAGAAUUGAUUUCAAUUAUAUUAUAUAGAC
This is a messenger RNA of Scheffersomyces amazonensis, 1070 nucleotides long. It is a transcript of the gene MOB1, whose product is annotated as Mob1p. The coding region runs from base 255 to 1049 and encodes 264 amino acids. The record is from RefSeq and is a predicted model, not a curated record. The transcript has a single exon. NCBI's taxonomy places the organism in Eukaryota, Fungi, Ascomycota, Pichiomycetes, Serinales, Debaryomycetaceae. Gene Ontology annotation, cellular component: nucleus; cytoplasm. Gene Ontology annotation, biological process: positive regulation of protein phosphorylation; signal transduction; cell division. Gene Ontology annotation, molecular function: protein kinase activator activity.